Molecule: messenger RNA, 459 nt
Organism: Stylonychia lemnae
Lineage: Eukaryota; Ciliophora; Spirotrichea; Sporadotrichida; Oxytrichidae
Source: the annotation of a GenBank genome assembly
AUGAAUGGAAUUUCAACUGAUAAUAAGUAGUUUGAAGAAAUGCUUUCAUAGGAUUUAAAAAAGCUAAAUAGAAAACUUAAUUCUAGUCAACAUCAAUAUCAAAGAAAGGACUCAAAAAUAUCUUCUUAUCUGUAAUAAAAAUAUCCAUAAGCCUUUGACUAAAUGAGUCAUGCUUAAAACACAGCAGAUAGAUUCCGCUAUUAGUACCAAAAACUCCUUUACAAUAUGACUUCAAAGUAGUUUGUAGAUAUUACCUAUAAGACUAACUUUAUAAAAGAAAACAUAAAAAAUCCUCAAUCAAACAAAAGGACCGGCAAGAGGUAAUAUAAAAAGUAGUCCACCAAGGUCAAGGGAUAGUUAUUAAUCGAAAAAUAAAUGUAAAUAGAUAGAUGGAAAAAUGAAAAGAUUAUUGGAAAUAGUUAAUAGAAAUCAUUAUAUGUGGUAUUUAGUUGCUUUUGA